Arachis ipaensis is the source of this 1125-nucleotide messenger RNA. RefSeq lists its product as uncharacterized. NCBI's taxonomy places the organism in Eukaryota, Viridiplantae, Streptophyta, Magnoliopsida, Fabales, Fabaceae. The record is from RefSeq and is a predicted model, not a curated record.
AUGGAGGGUCAAAAUAAUGGGCUUGGACCUAAUAUUGGGGUUGGAUCAAUAGAGAAGAGAACUAGGCCUGUAGGUGAAUCAAAUGAGGGUGAGGCUCUUAAUAUGGGUGAUAGGCUUGAUAACCCAAGCUUAGUCCCAACUAAUGUGGAGAUGGAUAGUGAUUAUGAUAAACUUUAUGAGUAUGAGAGUGAGGCUUUCAAUAGCCUAGUUUUUUCUGAGGAUGAAGGAAGGACAACUUAUGACUCUUUUAGUGAGGAUACUGAAUAUGGAGAGGUUGUGUUUAAAGUUGGACAAAUAUUCUCAACAAUGGAAUUGUUCAAAAUGGCUUUGAAGGACUAUUUAGUAUUUGAGAGAAAGGACAUGUUAUACAUAGAAAAUGAGAAGCAUAAGCUGAGAACAUCAUGUGCAGCUGAGAAUUGUCCAUGGUUGAUAUUAACAUCAUGGAAUAGUUCUAGUAGAUGUUUCCAGGAGAAGACUUCGAUAAAUGAGCACACAUGUGCUAGAGAUUAUGGCAGCAACAUGGCUGAUAGGGAUUGGGUUGCAUCAAAGCUCAUUAAAAGACUACAUAUCCAUCCUGAGAUGAAAUCGAGACAGGAAAUGGAUCACAUGAUAGAGGAGUAUAAUGUCCAGCUUAACCCAAAAAUGAUUGCGAGGGCUUUAAAAGUUGAUAGAGAGGUGGUUGUUGGUAAUGCAAAGGCACAGUAUGCGAAAGUUAGAGAUUAUUUGAUGGAGCUUCAUUGGAGUUAUUAUGGUGGACAACUACUUAGUACAGUGAUACAAGAUGCCAAUAACCACUUAUUCGUCAUAGCAUAUGCUAUUAUUCCUAAUGAAUUUAAAGACACAUGGAAGUGGUUCUUAACUUUGUUGCAAGAGGAUUUGGGAAAGGUCACUCAGCAUGGAUUAAAUUUCAUAAGUGAUCAGCAAAAGGGGAUGGAGUUAGUUAUCAAAGAAGUAAUGCCUAAUGCAAACCAUAUAAAUUAUGUGCUUCAUAUCUGGAAAAACUUUAUCAAACACUUUAAGGACCAACAAACUAAGCAAAUAGUAUGGGAAUGUGCAAGGUGCACAACUUUCCAAGAGUUCAAUCGCUCCAUGGAGAAAAUGAAGCAAAUCAAUUUGGGAGCAUGA